AAUACCAUCAAUGAUAUGUUUCUAUGCAUAAGUGAUGUUCGACUAAAAGUGUCUUCUAUUGGAUCGAUUUGGGGUGAAUUAGAGUGAAUAUGUACGGGUUGAAAUGAAAAAGAGGAAAAAUGAAAGAAGGGAAUUUUCAGCGCCCAAGCCACCUAGACUCGGUGCCUGGAGCGCCAAAGGCAGAAGAGAGAAGCAGAAGCAGGUUCCACCACCCAGCUUGGUGAGCCGUGGUGGAAUGAGCGCCAAAAGCAAUAGACACAUUUUUUCACCACUUGGGUCACCGAUCGGCGGUGCCAGGGCGUCAAAGUCCUGAAUUUUUCCGGUCGCAAAAAGGAAAAGGUUUCCUUAGUCCUACAUAUUCCUAACCAGUAUAAAUGAUUUUCUAAACCUAAUUUGAGGGGGGUACGACAUAUUAGGGGCACAUGAGGUUUUGUCUCGUGUGAUGGGCAUUUUAUUUUUAAAAAGUUCAGGGGUAACAUGUCCCUUGCUAAUAUAAAAAGUGACAUUGGUUCGGUAUAUUUUAGGGGUACUUAUGCCAUUUUAUUCCCAAAGAAAUGGUUAGAGUUUUGAUUCAAAGUGCACUACUUUGUCAAAAAUAGGGACUAUUAGUGCUCCAGCUGAACGAAAAUGGAUGAUUUUGAGCCUAAGCCUAAAGAUGGUGGACUUUUUUUUUAAACUUUUUCUCAAAUAUUUUUUCUUAGAAAUUCCACAAUUUGUCGUUCAUUGAAAAACCUUCCUCUUCCAUUCGAAAUUUGUUGGAGCCUGUUUCUUUGCUUGGCGAGCUGGUAGCCUCUUCGCCAAUGGCGUCUUCCAACGUGAUGUCUCGAUUAUUUCUCGUUUACAAUCCCUCACUUCUCUCAAACUCAACGCGAAAGCCUCACUUUCAGCAUCAUUUCUGAAAUCAAAUGCCCAAUCCUCCGUGAGACGCAUUUCUCGGAUUUCAAGGUUAUCUGUGGAACUGAGCUGUGUAGAAACAAUGGUGCCGUUGCACUCUGCUAUAGCUUCUGUUCCCUUGAGGUAGAGCUUGUCAAUUGAAUCUCGCACCUGGAGUUUAGUUCCUCAAGGCAUGUCACUGCCUUUAUGACUCCACCUUUUGAGACAAUGCUGCCUUGGUGGUUUAAGUUCAAUAGGAAUUUAGGUUACUAGCUCUUGUUGGACUUAAAAGGAGGAUGAGAUCAAUGAGAAAAAGAUAGCAGACAUCUUAUCCUCGGAAAGAGCUAGGGGCACGAAAGUAAAUUAAAGAGUUCAACUUCAACAUCCUAAUAUAAUAAGCUGAAAUCCGACAUUGAUAUUAAGCUUCGCUAACGGCCACACAUGGCCUCUACCUCCUACAUCACCUUCAAAUCCCUUCAACAAACUCAACUCUAUUACUUCACUCACUGCAGUAAGCAUUCUUUCAAGUUUCACUCUUCUUCUCAUACUCUCCUUUCUCCACCAACUAAAUACACACCAAGAAUUUUGCCCUCCAUUCAAGUUAAAGCACAUGUCACUCACUUGGAAACAAGAUUGUCCGUUGAACCAGAGCAAGAAAUAUCAGGCAAUAGAAAACAUAGUAGAACUAAUAAUGAAAAUAGUUCUGGGUUUUCUUCCUUUAGUCCCAAAGAUAAGAUGGUUGGCAUGAAAUCUUCAAGAGAAAAUUUAGGUGGGAAAACAGUCAUUCUAAAAGACAGAAAUGCAAAGAGUGGAUUAAAACCUAAAAGAAGUAGAGAAUUGGGUUCUAAUAAGUCCAAGACUGAAACUUUUGAGAAAAAAGUUAGAAAAGAUGGUGGUAAUCGGGAAAACAUGGAAAAGGGGUCAAAGAAGAGUAAAAUUGAUUCAACAUUUAAGAUUGGGUUGGAUAUGUGUUCAAAGAGAGGGGAUGUACUUGGUGCAAUUAGGCUGUAUGAGUUGGCAUUGCAAGAAGGAAUAGCAAUGGGACAGUAUCACUAUGCUGUUCUUCUCUAUCUUUGUGCUUCUGCAGCUACUGGUGUUGUUCAGCCAGCAAAAAGUGGAAGUGGUAGUAAUAGAACUUUGAAUUCUGUUGACUUGCCCAAGGGAACAUGCUCUAGCACUUCUGUGAAAAUCAAAGCUUCAAACAAUGGCAGAGUAACAAACUUGACUAAUAUGUUGAGCUUAUCUUCAGAUAGUCACUGUCAAACUUUAGAUGAAUUGGUGCAAUUGUUCAAGAGCAGUGCAGAAGCUUCUAAUACAAUAAGUGAUCAUGGAAUUAAAGUGAGUGAAGAUGUGAAAAACUAUGCACUUAAAUAUGGUUUUGAGAUAUAUGAGAAGAUGCGGUCAGAGAAGGUACAAAUGAAUGAAGCAACCCUUACAUCUGUUGCAAGAAUGGCAAUGGCAUUGGGAAAUGGUGACAUGGCAUUUGAUGUGGUAAGGCUAAUUAAAGAAUACGGAAUAAACCCGAGGCUGCGAUCUUAUGGUCCUGCCUUAUCUGUUUUCUGCAACAAUGGGGAUGUUGACAAGGCAUUUAUGGUUGAAGAGCACAUGUUGGAGCAUGGUGUCUAUCCAGAGGAACCCGAACUGGAGGCACUUUUAAAAGUAAGUGUAGAAGCUGGUAGGAGUGAUAAGGUGUACUAUUUGUUGCAUAAGCUUCGAGAAGGAGUUCGACAAGUCUCACCUUCUACUGCAGAUUUGAUUGAGAAGUGGUUCAACAGCAAGAUAGCUUCAAGGGUUGGGAAAAGAAAAUGGGAUGAAAGAUCCAUACGCGAACCUAUUAAAAAUGGAGGUGGUGGGUGGCAUGGACAAGGCUGGUUGGGUAGUGGUAAAUGGACUGUAUCACGCGCAUCUGUUGACUCUGACGGCUGCUGCAAAUGCUGUGGUGAGAAGUUGGUGACCAUUGAUCUUGAUCCUGUAGAAACUGAAAAUUUUGCCAAGUCAGUUGCUUCUAUAGCUGCGGAGAGAGAGAGAAAUUCAAGCUUCCAGAAAUUUCAAAAAUGGCUUGACUAUUAUGGACCCUUUGAAGCUAUUGUUGAUGGAGCAAAUGUUGGCCUUUACAGCCAAAGAAAUUUUAGGCCAUCUAAGGUCAAUGCUAUUGUCAACGGAAUUCGCCAGAUGCUUCCUUCGAAAAAGUGGCCGCUGAUAGUUUUGCAUAAUAGACGUAUUACUGGAGAUAAGAUGGAUGAACCAUUCAAUAGAGCUUUAAUUGACAAGUGGAAAAAUGCUGAUGCAAUCUAUGCAACACCUACAGGCUCCAAUGAUGAUUGGUACUGGCUGUAUGCAGCUAUAAAAUUUAAGUGCUUAAUUGUGACGAAUGAUGAAAUGAGGGACCAUUUGUUUCAACUUCUGGGAAAUGACUUUUUCCCAAAGUGGAAAGAACGGCAUCAGGUGCAUUUCAGUUUCUCUGAAACAGGUCCAGUACUUCACAUGCCGCCUCCGUGUUCUGUUGUAAUUCAGGAGUCAGAAAAAGGCUACUGGCAUGUACCAAUUGUCUCACAACAAGAAUCUGAAGAAGAAAGGACGUGGUUGUGCAUUAGACGUGCUAAUUCACCUUUGGCAAAGCAAGAGUCUUCCAGCGUAGACAUAUCCAAAAAUGUUGGUGAUUCCACUCACAAAUGUACUUCUGAAUUGCACUCACCUCACCACAAGGAAGAUUCAAAGUCAAGCACGAGAAGGAAAAAUCAAGUUAAGGUGACAGGAAAAAUGCAUGGCAGCCAUGAUCGAAAUAAGGAGGCACCUGAAGAGAUAUAUAGAAGUCUUAAAAAUAUUUUACAACCGUCAAUAUCUGCAGAUCAUCAUUCAAUUCUUGCAGUACUGGAGGCUGCAGAGGAGCAAGGAAGUGGCAUGAUUGAUUUCCAAAUAUAAUCUUUUACUCUGGACUUUGGACCUUUUUGACACAAGAUAGUGCAAGGCAACCUAGCUAGAUUUGCUUUUGUCGCUUUUGGGCUACUGCAGCCUCCAAUCUAUGGAAGAGUUUCUAGUUGUUAGGUAUACCACAUACUUGAACAGAUCUGCCAUCUAGAUUAAUUAGAUAGGAAUUCCUGCCUUGCUGGGGAAUUGGCAAGAAAAGAAAUGGGAAGGCAAGGCUCGUCUUGGCUCUUGUGAUAACAGCACUUUGUACAAUUUUUGGCUACAUUAAUAAUAGUCGUUAACAUAAUCUUUAUGGUGAAUAAUUUUCU
Nicotiana attenuata is the source of this 4109-nucleotide messenger RNA. RefSeq names its product proteinaceous RNase P 1, chloroplastic/mitochondrial-like. Bases 1315 to 3795 code for a protein of 826 amino acids. The transcript has 11 exons. Lineage: Eukaryota; Viridiplantae; Streptophyta; Magnoliopsida; Solanales; Solanaceae. The record is from RefSeq and is a predicted model, not a curated record. Gene Ontology annotation, biological process: tRNA 5'-leader removal. Gene Ontology annotation, molecular function: protein binding; ribonuclease P activity.